GAUUGAGUUAAUCUGUUGGUUAAUGAGUUUAGCUUAGUUUCAUCCGUGUGUAUAUAUGUGUAUAUCAUAUUAUCAUUGUAAGCUUAAUGAUUAGAACUCAAUACAUUGAAUGACAUUUCUUUCUCCUUCUCUGAUAACUGCUUUUCUCCUUCUCCCUUCUUUCUUUCUCAUCUUCUUCUUCUUAUGUGUAAAGUACAUAACUCAACCUUGAGCUUCUGAAUCAUUUCAUGGUUCCGAGCCAAUUUCUGGAAAAAAUUACUUCUGUCUAAAUUCCGCUAAAGGCAGUUCAUAAUCUGUGUGUAACAAAUUCAAGAACAAUCAAGAUUGCAAAGAAUUAUUGAUGGCUAUUCAAGGAAGUACGUCUGUCUACUGAUGUCAGUGGAGUCACUGGCACAAUAUCAUCAAAUGCAGCUAAUUCAACUGCUGCACAGACUGAGAGCAACACAAAUGCUCAACCAGUUCCAGGAACAACUCAAACAAUUGAACAAAAUCAUCCUCUCUUCUUGGGUUCCUCUGAUGUAAGUGGAAUUUUUUAAUCUCUUUUCAAUUAGUUGGGUCUGAAAAUUAUUCAGUUUGGUACAGAUCUAUGAGAUUAGCCUUGUUAGGAAGAAACAAAUUUGGACUAGUGGAUGGAAUCUAGAAAAAACAAAAUUUCAGAGAAGAGUUUUGAGAACAAUGGGAGAGGGUUAAUGCCAUUGUACUUUCUUGGUUGGUAAAUUCAAUUUCAAGUAAUUUGUUGAGUGAUGUUGUGUGUGCUUCAAAUGCUUAGUCUGUUUGGGAAGAGUUGAAAGAGAGGUUUGACAAGAUUAAUGGUUCAAGAACUUAUAAUAUGCAGAGGGAAAUUGCAAGUUUAACCCAAGAAAAAGUUCUGUAUCUGCUUAUUUUACUAAACUCAAAGGAUUCUAGAAUGAGUUUGAAUCUCUUAUGCCAUCUCCGGGAUGUAAUUGUGAGAAAUCCAGAGAUUUCUUGAUAUAACUUCAAAGACAACAAUUGUACCAAUUUCUGAUGGGACUAAAUGAAACUUAUCAACAGGCUAGAAGCCAAAUCUUGCUCAUGCCCCCAUUACCCUCAAUGAAUCAGGCAUGUGCCAUGAUCAUAAAUGAUGAAGGACAAAAGGCUAGCACCAGUAUUGCAUCUAGCUUAUUGGGUGCUGGACUUUCUAGUUUUCAUAGGGCUGGUUCCUCAAACCAAGUUGGGGCUAUGAAAUCUGUUCAUUAUGAUCCUAGCACUAUAUGCUAGAAAUGGGAUGAACAAUUCAGGUACUAAAAAAUACAAGAAAGAUUACAGUCUACAGUGUGACUUCUGCAAAAUGAAAGGGCAUACUAAGGAAACUUGUUAUAAACUGGUUGGUUACCCUCCAAGUUCCAAGAAAAGAAAGUUCGGUCAAGGCUAUGGCUCAAGCAAUGGAGGACCAGGAAAUGAAGGUUCUGCAGCCUACAAUGCUUCUAUGGUUAAGAAUGUGACUAUGCAGAAUCAAGCUACAUAUCCAACAACAUAUCCAACUACAAGUCAAGGAGAAGAGAAUCUCAUUACUGCUAAUAUGACUGACUUGUAUCAAAGGAUAGAAAAGGGAACAUGUCACAACAAUCAAAUAUGAAUCAACAGCUUGGAGCUUGUGUGUUCACUCAAGAGCAAUAUAGUCAACUCUUGCAGAUGUUGAAUAAAAGCAGUGCCUUCUCAGCAAAUGCUAAUAUAGCUGGAUUAGAUGACAUGUCAGGUAAACAAAAUGAUUUGCAGGCUCGGAAGGUAGACUUUGAGUGGCUAAGUAAGCAGCAAGGUCUUGAGAUACAGGUUAACGGAUCUCUCAGUAGGAUACCAGCUCAGCAGGUAGUGUCGUGGUACUCCAUUUGCUCCGGAGUUGCUCUGUCAGUCAGCAUGGUUGCAUAUGCAUUUUCAUGGGUAUGGUGGGUCAUGUACUCUAGUAGAGGCUCGUAGACAGAUAUGCACAGUUAGAUGUCCUAUGGCCAUCUCGGUCUAUAUGUUGUUGUGUCAUUAUUAUGGAUAGUCUUGCCAGCAUAUGUACUUGGGAUUAACUUGAUGACGUAUGUAUAUUAUGUUUUAGGCUUGUGUCCCAUACAACUUAUGUAUCUACGAGUUAGCAUUAUGGUCCACUCAGUUUUGACUAAGAGAUGCAUGUAUGUGGUACUCGGUAGGUUAGCUCCGGGUGCCGGUCAUGGCCCUGCGGUUAGAUCGUGAGAAUAAGCAAUGUGUGUCUCAUUGCUGAAACCAAAGAUGAAUGGAUUGUAGACACAGGUGCUACAAACCAUAUGGUG
Messenger RNA from Lycium barbarum (goji berry), 2273 nucleotides. RefSeq lists its product as uncharacterized. Lineage: Eukaryota; Viridiplantae; Streptophyta; Magnoliopsida; Solanales; Solanaceae. Bases 1576 to 1935 code for a protein of 119 amino acids. The transcript has 3 exons. The record is from RefSeq and is a predicted model, not a curated record.